AUGCUGGACAUUUUCGACAAAAUAUCUGCGAGAGACGGUGAUUGCGGCUGCAGCGUAGGGGAGAACUGUUUUUCAGAGCCAAUUACCAACAUCGGUGACUACCAGCCAAGCGUGCGGGGGUUGAAAAGAUCCCAGUCAAAAAUAUCUGUUGAAUGUCUUCCAUCUCCACAUCAAUACGAUAUCAUCGGCAAGGAAAAGUCCUGCUCAAAGGACCAGCACGCUUCACAACCGAUGGAGCAAGCCAAUCCCUUGGUAAAACACACUCUGGCAAGAACCCGCGAGUUUACUAACAUCUUCAAGUUCUCUCGCACAUGGGCAUGGCGCUCCGUUACUGAAACUACUUGGAAAACGAACACAGCACCUAAGAAAGGCAACGGGGAUCAGGGAGACAAUGAGAGUCCGAUGGGGGCUGUAUACAGCAAACGAUGGAUAUGGAUCCAGAGAACUUUCAAGUAUGAAGAAGUUCCUGAAUACUGUAGUGGAACGAUAUCAGUUCUGGUCAAGAUUAUUCGGAUUCGACAAGUCGCGGUGGCGUUUAUUGAGCGUCUAGCCAUCUAUCCACGAUGUCUGCCACUGUGUUCAGACACCGAGUUCCUCGUGAUCUUGUACCUGUAUGGAGAAAGAAACCCCCACAUCCAAAUCUUCGGAAAUUGGGUCAAUCUCAUUCAGGAAUCGUCCAGACUGUCUCGGACAAAAGAUGCAGUGUGA
Messenger RNA from Desarmillaria tabescens, 708 nucleotides. RefSeq lists its product as uncharacterized. Bases 1 to 708 code for a protein of 235 amino acids. The transcript is spliced from 9 exons. The record is from RefSeq and is a predicted model, not a curated record. NCBI's taxonomy places the organism in Eukaryota, Fungi, Basidiomycota, Agaricomycetes, Agaricales, Physalacriaceae.